Molecule: messenger RNA, 357 nt
Organism: Aspergillus calidoustus
Lineage: Eukaryota; Fungi; Ascomycota; Eurotiomycetes; Eurotiales; Aspergillaceae
Source: the annotation of a GenBank genome assembly
AUGUCACUCCCCCAUCUCGCAUCCUGGAUCCCACCGCCUGACCGUCUGAGCAUCGUCCUUGCUCACUACCGAGAAUCCCACGGCCAAUGGAUCAACCUAACUGCAAGCACCUACCUUUACGCCAGAUACGACACGCCCCAAGCCAUUGAUACGAGCCAACAGUCCUCCUUCCGCACCUACGAGCUCCUCCCCAACAUUAUCCGUGAGGGCCAGACCUACUGCCACCACAUUCACGCACACUACGCCGACCUCCAACCAAUGAUGAUCUUCACCAAGCGGGUCCGUUCGACCUCAAUGCCCCGGAAAGGACAAUCACACAGGAGCUGGUCGAGCAGACACCCCCACCGCCAGAUCUAG